Messenger RNA from Candidozyma haemuli, 1068 nucleotides. RefSeq names its product Hgh1p (gene HGH1). The record is from RefSeq and is a predicted model, not a curated record. The transcript has 2 exons. The coding region runs from base 1 to 1068 and encodes 355 amino acids. NCBI's taxonomy places the organism in Eukaryota, Fungi, Ascomycota, Pichiomycetes, Serinales, Metschnikowiaceae.
AUGCCUAGUGAAUUAGAAGAGCUAGUUGGUUUCUUACACUCGCCACAACCUGCUGUGGUCCAGAUUGCCUUAGACAAUUUGGUUGGAUACUCAUCUGGCGCCCAACAAAAAGUGUUUGCUUAUGACAACUAUAGGGCCAUCACUGACCUCAAGAAGCUUUCACAGGACACGGGAAAAACUACUGUCAGUCAAGCGGUCACAAUUUUGGCCAAUUUGUGUGAUGAUGACACCAUGCGAAAGCUUAUUGUCGAUGAUGUCAAGUAUUUAGAAUACUUGGUGAGCUCGAUCGUGAGACUUACUAAUACUGUCACAGACUUAAUGUGCAUUUUACUUGCAAACUUGGCUAAGAAUGACUCAAUUACCAAAAUUUUCGAUAUAUCAAUCAAUCGUGACGAGGAAGCUAAAAAGAUAUUUGCAUCUGCCAAUGCAAUGGACUGUUUGAUGGAUUGUUUUGUCAAGGGAGCGGACCGCAGCUUGAACAAGUACGCUGACUUCGAUUACUUGGCCUAUUUUUUUGCCGAUAUAUCCCGCUUUAAGAAGGGCAGAGACUACUUUGUUACAGAACAGUCAUACGAUAGUGUCGUACCAAUAUCUAAGCUUCUUGUCUUCACAGAAAAGUACGAUUCUAAAGUUAGACGUGAGGGUGUUGCCUCCACGAUCAAGAAUUCUCUUUUCGAUGUGGAUAAACAUGAUCUCUUGGUUAAUGAUGAGAUUAACUUGUUGCCCUACUUGUUGUUACCAAUAGCCGGCCCAGAAGAGAUAAACGAGGAUGAAGCUUCAACUAUUACCCCUGAUAAGAAGAGGGACCCUGAAGACUCAAUCAUAUGCACCCAUCUCGAGUCUUUGUUGCUCUUGUGUACCACUAGGCAAUUGAGAGAGUUCCUUAGGGAGAAGUCUGUUUAUCCUUUAAUCAGGGAGCUUCAUAAGGCUGUGAGCUCGGAAGAAAUUACUGAUUUAUGUGACAGAUUGGUUCAAUUGUUAAUGAGAGAUGAGGCUGAAGCUAAGGCGGAUGAUGCGAUGGACGUAAGCAGUGACGAAGAUGAUGACAAGAUUGUGGAGAUUGUUUAA